UUCCACCACUCCAUUUUUCCCUGUGGAUUCAUCUUUUGAUCGCCCUAUAUCUUCUCCCGAAUCAUUUCUUAUUCACCGUACCUCAGCGCCGCCUCCACUUCAUCUGCUCUCUUCCCUAAGCCGGCUUGUCCUUCUCCUUCGCGGGAAUCACCAGGGCGCUGCUUCAGCUGGCGAGAUUACGUUAUAGGUUAGAAUUAGGGUUUGGUUUAUCAAUUCCGAACCUUAGCUGCGAAAUUCCAUAGCUCUAGUUUAAAAGCUAGGAGGAUGCCAAGUAAUUUGAGCACCCCAUGAAUUUUUGUCGCCGAUUAGUGCUGGUAUGAGGGUAUAACUUCGGCGAUCAGGAACGAUGGAAAUACAAACAAGCGGCAAGCCCAUUGACUCGUUUUUGGAGAGAGUCCUGUGUAUGAACAUUCUCUCUUCCGAUUACUUCAAAGAGCUUUACAGGUUAAAGACGUACCAUGAAGUGAUCGAUGAAAUUUACAAUCAAGUUGACCAUGUGGAACCAUGGAUGACGGGGAACUGUCGCGGGCCGUCAACUGCCUUUUGUCUUCUCUACAAGUGUUUUACCAUGAAACUCACGGUCAAGCAGAUGCACGGCCUAUUAAAGCACAAAGAUUCACCUUAUAUCAGAGCGAUUGGAUUCCUGUACUUGAGAUAUGCUGCAGAUCCUAAGACAAUGUGGAACUGGUAUGAACCAUAUAUUGAAGAUGAUGAGGAAUUUUCUCCUGGAUCCAGUGGCCGGAAAACUACCAUGGGUGUUUAUGUUCGCGAUCUGAUCCUCGGACAGUACUACUUCGAUACUCUAUUCCCCAGAGUUCCUGUGCCUGUAAUGCGUCAGGUUGUGUCCAAUCUUGAAAAGAUGAAACUUCCUGCCAAAUCAUCAGGCUCAACAGGGGAUAAUAGCCGCCAUGGCUCGGAGGAAACUGCUCGUCGGCCGCCUUCCGUGAAGGCUGCACUUUCAGUGUCCUUUGGUCAGCGUGCCCCACACCGGGCGUCAACUAGGGACUCAUCACCUGUUCGCCGAACACUACCACACCCUCCUGCUCAUGAGAGAAGAACCAAUGAUAAGCGGAGAUCUCCCAGCAGCCAUCGCAGCCAGAGUCGUGACAGAGACCUUUCUAAUAGGGAUCGGGACAGGGAAAGGGAGAGAGAGAAAGAUAGGGGCAGAGAGAGGGAGAGAGACAGGGAUAAGGACAGGCGGUAUGAUUAUGACCGGAAGUCAAAUUAUGGUGACCGAGAAAGUAGAAGGGAUCAUGGAAAGAGUGGCAGAGAUGAUAGCAGAUAUCACAGGGAUCAUAGUAGUGGUCAUAGAAGUCGGAGUAGGAGUCGUAGUCGCAGCAGGAGCAGAAGCCGAAGCACGCAGGGAGGAGUCCCCACACCAUUCGAUCGGGAUGGAAACAAGGAGAAGUCAUCUUCUACCUCCAGCCAUCUUGCGAAACUAAAAGAUUUGUAUGGCGAUUUAAGUGACGAGAAAAAAGGUGACACAGAAAUGGAAAAGGGUCCUAUCAGAAAUAAUGGUGGCAGCGAGGAGGUGAUUAGACUGGGUGGUUCUAGUUGGAAGUGGAAAUAGUUUCCAGAACAAAGAACUUGGUGUAUUGUUGACAGUGUCAAAGUGUAUCAUUUGUUUAAUAAGUAAGGCUAACUUUUAGCUUAUCAACUGUUUGAAAGCAGAUUCUCGGGCUCGCUACGAUGACCAUUCUUCUCAUGUAAUCCUUGGGGCAGUUUGCUGUCUAAAUUUAAUACAUGUUUCUUUCACAUUAUAUUCACUCUUUUAUGGUGAUGGCGUUGUUGAGUUCU
Messenger RNA from Linum tenue, 1797 nucleotides. Lineage: Eukaryota; Viridiplantae; Streptophyta; Magnoliopsida; Malpighiales; Linaceae. The record is from the annotation of a GenBank genome assembly.